Molecule: messenger RNA, 243 nt
Organism: Staurois parvus
Lineage: Eukaryota; Metazoa; Chordata; Amphibia; Anura; Ranidae
Source: the annotation of a GenBank genome assembly
AUUAGAAUUCAAAAUUGUAAUGUUUGUACAAGAGCUGCAGAGGCACCAGGUUUACAUGAGUUAUCUCUGAGCCAGGGGUGGACUGACAACUCAUGGGGCCCCCAGGCAAUAGGGGAUCAUGGGGCCCCUGUGUCCUUGUCCACACUCAAACCACACCCAAAAAAGCCUAUGAAAGGUACCAGGGGCAACUCAUGGGGCCCCCUACUGACCCCGGGCCCUCGGGCAGUGCCCGAGUUUCCAAAU